Molecule: messenger RNA, 1023 nt
Organism: Penicillium argentinense
Lineage: Eukaryota; Fungi; Ascomycota; Eurotiomycetes; Eurotiales; Aspergillaceae
Product: alpha/beta hydrolase family protein
Exons: 1
Coding region: 1-1023 (340 amino acids)
Source: RefSeq, a predicted model, not a curated record
AUGACUGCCACUCAGAGUUCCUCCUCUCGUCUAUCCAACAUGAAAGAUCAUACCUUCAUAGGUGAUGCCGCGAAGAUCCCCGUUAAUGACCCGACUCCCGUAAUCUCCAUAAGCCCCAUUGUCUUGGAAGCCCCGGAUCGCAUCAUCGAUUUGCACCUCCGAGUCUCAGCCCCAACAACUGGCACAAAUCUGCCGAUUAUUCUCUUCUCCCAUGGACAGGGUAAAUCAAACCACCUCUCUUCCCUGAACGGUUAUGGCCCAAUCGCCAAUUUCUGGGCUGCACACGGCUUCGUCGUCAUACAGCCUACCCAUCUCAGCUCCAUGUCCCUCAGUCUCGACAAUGAUGCAGUCCCUGGCGAUGGUCCCAUGUUCUGGCGGUCCCGUGCCCAAGAUAUGAAGCUCAUUUUCGAUCAACUCGAUAAUAUUGAGUCGGCUUUCCCUCAGAUCCAAGGACGUCUAGACCACAGCCGGGUCGCAGUUGCUGGGCAUUCGAUGGGCGGGCACACGGCAAGCAUGCUCAUGGGGGCUCGUACGAGGGAUUCGCCGGAUGCUCCUCUGGUCGAUCUCAUCGAACCACGCAUCAAGACUGGUGUUUUAUUGGCUGCACCGGGUGAUGGGCGGGGAGGCGACGGGAUGAGCGAUCGCGUCAAGGAAAAUUGGACGUUCCUCACGGAGCACACUCACGCGGAAAUGAGCACUCCUGCUCUAGUAGUUAUUGGCGAGAACGAUGGAUCGCCUUUCCUAACGACUCGUGGUGCUGCUUAUCAUGCGGACGCGUAUCACAGCAGCAAGGGCGCGAAGUCGCUGCUCACGCUUGCAGGUGGAUAUCAUGGCCUUGGUGGAGUGUCUGGUUAUGAUACUGCUGAGGCCACCGAUGAUGAGUCGCCUGAGCGGUUGGGUGUCACGCAGCGACUUACCUGGGCUUAUCUUUGGAGUCAGUUUUAUCCUGAUGACCCGGCUUGGUUGGUAGCAAGCACUGCUCUGAGUGGACUUCCAGCCCUGGGAAAGGUUGAAAGCAAGUGA